CACAUUCACCUUUGUUUCCAAUGGAAUGUCAACUGAAUGGUGGUACAAAGAAUGGUACCAUCUCUUCCACUCCUUUUGAACUCGGUUCAGUUGAUCAAGUACCUGUCUCCGAAGGCAUUCUCAUCUCCCAGUAACUUGCCUUGUCCUACUUGGAAUGUUUUCCUUCUUGGCUCGUAUCAUAACAAAUAUUCGCUUCUCAAAUGUGCGGUCGUUUGAUUUUGAUGUUUAUGGACACUAGUUGGAGCUGAAGUGCAGGAAGGAGCAUUUAAAAUUCGCCUUUCCUUCAAAACAACGAUGAGGCAGAGCCUUUAUGACAACCCUCUCUUCUCAGUCAUCUACGACUACCCAUCUCACCAAGGAAUAGUACUAGACGGCCUAAACACCCUAAGAAAACGGGAAGAACUGAUAGACGUCACGUUGAUCGUCCAAGGACAAGCCUUCAAGGCCCACAAGGUGGUCCUGUCAGCAUGCAGCGAUUACUUCCGAGCAAUGUUCACGGACAACAUGAUAGAAGCACACAGGAAAGAGAUCCGUUUGAACGGCAUGAACGCCAAAGGGUUCCUGCUGGUACUCGAAUACGCCUACACCUGCAGAAUCACUCUCAACUUGUCCAAUGUACAGGACGUUCUGGAGGCUGCUUCGCACGUCCAGAUGCUGGCCUUGAUCCAAACCUGUUCCAACUAUUUGGAAGCCGAAAUCGACAUCGACAACUGCGUGGAUAUUGCAACGAUAUCAGAAACUUAUUCGCUGACUGCGCUGAAGAUGGAGGUCUACAGGUUCAUGAACGAGAACCUGUCGAGUUUUUCGAAAACGGGGGAGUUUUACAGAUUGAGCUCGUGUCAGUUGGAAACGCUGCUCGCCUAUGAUUUACCUGUGGACUGUUCGGAAUACGAAGUACUGAAGGUUGUGGUCAAUUGGUUCUUCUACAACACAAAUACCAGGUCAAAACUUGACAUAUCUCAGGCAGCCCAGAUUUUCCGCCAUGUGCACUUCAGCGACAUACCACGCAAGAGGUUACACACAAUCCUACAAGAAAUCAACGAGAAUAACAACUGCGUCUGGGAACUGUACAGGAUAGUAGUUUCGGAAAUAUACAACCAGUUGAGCACCAAGGACAGCAAGAUCCUCACAAACCUCCUGAAUCCUCGAGGCCUGGAACUGGCUGUGGUGAAAAUAGGCGGCUUUGGAGUAGGAGGAAUAACCAACGAAAUAACCUACAAGUUUUCCUCCAGGUCCAAAUGGAAACACCUCACCAAGAUACCCCACGUGGAGCAGUGUAAUUUUGGAACUGCGGUGUUGAACAACGACUUGUUCGUCAUUGGUGGAUGUUUCAAUCAGUUCAUGCAGGAAAACGUUCAUCCGUUUGGGUUCAAGUACAACACUUUGCAUAACAAGUGGACUACCUUGAGCCCCAUGAAGGUGGAGAGAUGCAGGUUUUCCUUGAAUGUCGUGGAGGGUAAGAUGUAUGCUGUUGGUGGUGUUACAGAAGUGGAGGAAUUUGGCAGCAACGUUACUUGUACCUGUGAGUGCUAUGAUCCAGCAUCUGACGAAUGGACAAUGAUCGAACCUCUUCCCAUCUACCUCACACAACACGGUGGUGCUACCUAUGAACAAACCACAACCUCAAAACUGUUCAUUUGCGGUGGCAUUGAAAGAGAUUCUACCCACUGCCAAAACUCUAUGUAUUGUUACGACCUCCAAGCAGACAAGUGGACACCCUGUGCACCAAUGUUAACACCUCGGGCCGAUCAUGUUGUUCUGUCCAUCGACAAUUUUUUAUACGUUUGUGGCGGUUGGCAAGAAGAUAUAGAAACAGGGGCUCGUACUCUGGUGGAUACAAUCGAUGUAUACGAUGUUGAAAAAGACUGUUGGUCGGUGAAAACGAGGGUGCCUACGCCUAGGUUUCAUGCUGGAAUAGUGAGCAUCUUCAGGAAAAUUUAUUUCAUUGGGGGGUUUCACUGUGACGCCAUGUUCGAUAAAAAUACUGCUGCCAUAGAGUGUUACGAUAUUGAAAAUGACUUUUGGUCGACUGAGAACAAGUAUCCUGAGGACAUCUGGGAACAUACUUGUGCUCUGUUGUAUAUUCCCAAAUGUAGGAAUGGGAUGGAUGUUAUUUCUCAAUCGACGGAUAUUUCAUGACAUGGAGGAUCGCCAGUUGGACAACAAAUGAUAAAUACUUUGGAAACAAAGGGACAAUUCGAAAUUAUAAUAUAUAAUGGCAGCUGUGAUUGUUUUAGAUUUAUUUUAAGUUUUAGCAAUGACACAUUUACCUGUCGAACUUCCCAAAAAGUGCUCUUGAGCAGAAGUGUGGAUGAAGAGAUUUUGAAUUCUGUUUCGUAUUUUUAAUUUCUGCAGGAAUGCAAAAGUUUUCAAGUUUUUUGGAUAUUAUAUGUAAAUGAUGAGGAGUUUUUCUGAUAAGAAAUCAGAUUGGUUGUGUGAAAUAAAAUGUGGAAACUGCAAUAGUUUGCAUUAUGUAAAAUAACAUUUGCCAAUAAAUGAACUUUUUAUACAAUC
Molecule: messenger RNA, 2514 nt
Organism: Coccinella septempunctata (seven-spotted ladybird)
Lineage: Eukaryota; Metazoa; Arthropoda; Insecta; Coleoptera; Coccinellidae
Product: kelch-like protein 26
Exons: 4
Coding region: 295-2139 (614 amino acids)
Molecular function (GO): protein binding
Source: RefSeq, a predicted model, not a curated record